GAGUAGCAGCUGGAGGACAUGUGAUGCCCAGAAUCCUCUCCUCUGUCAAGCGAUGGCCACAUACGGAUGUUACUACCUUUGGGGCCUCUAUUCCAAAUGACUGGUCACCGGUCCUUCUGUGGAGGCACAGUGUCCAGUUUGGGUGCUCAUGCCAUAUCCUGUGGCAUAUGUGUCUGUGGUUCCUUAUAACCCUUUACAAAUGUCAAAGCCAUUCUUAGCUGGCAGGCUUUAGAAAGCAGCUGCAUGUGGCCCUGGAGACAGGAAGCAGGAUUCUUCCCAAACUCUCCCCAACCUCACUGUGCCUGGGCCCUAGGAGUCUCUGGGGUCUGGCACCCGGGUGUGGUUGUGAUCAACGCCUAGGGUGGGCCUAAGGGAGGAGGUGAACAGAACAUGCUUCCUGUUGGUCCUGGGCUGCAGCUGGGGCUGUUGAGGACUGAUGUACUCACAGCCUCAUCCCCCAGAUGCCCCAUGGUGUGGUCACUGCAAGGCACUAGCUCCUGAGUACAGCAAGGCAGCUGCCCUGCUGGCAGCAGAGUCAGCUCCUGUCACCUUGGCCAAGGUGGACGGGCCUGCAGAACCAGAGCUGACCAAGGAGUUUGGCGUGGUAGGGUACCCUACACUCAAGUUCUUCCAGAAUGGAAACCGCACAAACCCUGAAGAAUAUGUAGGACCCCAGAAGGCUGAGGGCAUUGCUGAGUGGCUGAGGCGGCGAGUAGGGCCCAGUGCCACACAUCUGGAAGAUGAGGAAGGUGUCCAGGCAUUGAUAGACAAAUGGGAUGUGGUGGCCAUCGGCUUCUUUCAGGACUUACAGGAAGAGGAUGUGGCCACCUUCCUGGCUUUGGCCAGAGAUGCCCUGGACAUAACCUUUGGCCUCACUGACCAGUCACGGCUCUUUCAGAAGUUUGGCCUCACCAAGGAUACUGUGGUUCUUUUCAAGAAGUUUGACGAAGGUAGGGCCGACUUCCCAGUGGACGAGGAUACUGGCCUGGACCUGGCGGAUCUGUCCCGCUUCCUCAUCACACACAGCAUGCACCUGGUCACAGAAUUCAACAGCCAGACAUCACCGAAGAUCUUUGCAGCCAAGAUCCUCAACCAUCUGCUGCUGUUUGUGAACCAGACACUAGCUCAGCACAGGGAGCUGCUGACAGAAUUCAGAGAGGCAGCUCCCCCAUUCCGGGGGCAGGUGUUGUUCGUGAUGGUGGAUGUGGCGGCUGACAACGACCAUGUGCUAAAGUAUUUUGGCCUCAAGGCGGAGGAAGCCCCAACCCUGCGCCUGAUCAAUAUUGAGACCACCAAGAAGUAUGCACCUUCAGGUGUGGCGCCCAUCACUGCAGCUUCUGUAGCUGCCUUCUGCCAGGCAGUCCUCCAUGGGGAAGUCAAGCCCUACCUGAUGAGCCAGGAGAUACCCCCUGACUGGGACCAGCGGCCAGUCAAGACUCUUGUGGGCAAGAAUUUUGAGCAGGUGGCUUUUGAUGAAACCAAGAGUGUGUUUGUCAAGUUCUAUGCCCCAUGGUGCAGCCACUGCAAGGAGAUGGCUCCAGCCUGGGAGGCACUGGCAGAGAAGUACAAAGAUCGUGAGGACAUUGUCAUUGCUGAAUUUGAUGCUACGGCUAAUGAGCUGGAGGCCUUCUCUGUGCAUGGCUAUCCCACCCUCAAGUUCUUCCCAGCAGGGCCAGACCGGAAGGUGAUAGAAUACAAAAGCACCAGGGACCUAGAGACAUUCUCCAAGUUCCUGGACAGUGGAGGUGACCUGCCCGAGGAGCCCAAGGAGCCUGCAGUCUCCAACCCAGAAAUACAAGCCAAUUCCACCAUGGGGCCCAAGGAGGAGCUGUAGCCAUUUGCACACUGCAUUCCAGGGAGUGGUGUUCUCCAGCGCUGGGGGGAGAUGUGCACUAUGAAUAAAAAUGUUUUCC
Microtus oregoni (creeping vole) is the source of this 1913-nucleotide messenger RNA. RefSeq names its product protein disulfide isomerase family A member 2 (gene Pdia2). The transcript is spliced from 10 exons. Bases 437 to 1834 code for a protein of 465 amino acids. Gene Ontology annotation, biological process: protein folding; response to endoplasmic reticulum stress. Lineage: Eukaryota; Metazoa; Chordata; Mammalia; Rodentia; Cricetidae. Gene Ontology annotation, molecular function: protein disulfide isomerase activity. Gene Ontology annotation, cellular component: endoplasmic reticulum. The record is from RefSeq and is a predicted model, not a curated record.